Arachis stenosperma is the source of this 1567-nucleotide messenger RNA. Its product is annotated as mediator of RNA polymerase II transcription subunit 7a-like. Gene Ontology annotation, molecular function: transcription coregulator activity. NCBI's taxonomy places the organism in Eukaryota, Viridiplantae, Streptophyta, Magnoliopsida, Fabales, Fabaceae. Gene Ontology annotation, cellular component: core mediator complex; mediator complex. The transcript has 7 exons. Gene Ontology annotation, biological process: regulation of transcription by RNA polymerase II. The coding region runs from base 805 to 1311 and encodes 168 amino acids. The record is from RefSeq and is a predicted model, not a curated record.
CUUUCGUUCAGAAAGAAAUCACACAAACCCAGACAAAAAACCCUAGCACUGUAGGCCAACACCACCGCCGCAAGGAGUGGCAUACUGCCGCCGUCCGUCGCACUCAAAGUUCGCCAUCCGUCCAUCUAUCUAACUUUCCUCGUGCUCCAAGUCUUCAACCCCUGUUCGCUGUCACCGAUCGCGGCUACUUGCUCGAGCUCGGCGUCCGUCGUCUUUGUCUGCUCAGCCGCGCUUCCAUCGCCGUUUGUUUGCCGUUCACGUUCGCAUCUUCGUUCAGCUGUCGUCUUCGUUCGCGUUCUUCGGCGUUCACGUUCGCUCGGCGUUCAUCGUUCGCGUUCACUCGCCGUUCACCAUUCGAGUUCGCAUUCGUGUUCGUCUGGAAGCCACGUUGCUCUGCUUCAAACUCUCCGACCAACCCGCGCGCUCCACCUAGCCGUCGAACUGCUCUCUUUUGUCGCCGCCGUACCAAAGUAUUACUCAGUCCUCCAACCUCCAGCCUGCCUCCCACAUUCAGUCUUGUCCACUGCCUGCUAGACUGCCUCUCAUCCCCUUUGCCACCUCCUCACUACCUCCGGGGGCCUCGCCAGUCACGAUUCGCCGGCUUCACCACCUCCCUCAUCGGCGACUCCUCACUCUGCCUCGUCUCCUUCGUGGCCAGAACUUUAGCCUCCUCUUCGUCAGCUCCACGCCUCCACGACAUCGUUCAGACCCCAGAUCCCCAGCCUCUAUCGGCGCCGUCUCCGUGGAAGCCGCAUCUGCCAGUCUCCGCCAUCUCCUCUGUCUCGGAUUGAUUUUAUUUUAGUUAUGGCAACUGCAACAUACCCGCCGCCCCCACCAUAUUAUAGGCUCUACAAAGAUUACUUGGAGGACCCUAAGUCUGCUCCAGAGCCUCCUCCUCCCAUAGAAGGGACCUACGUUUGUUUUGGAGGCACCUACACUACUAGUGAUGUUUUGCCAAGCCUGGAAGAACAAGGGGUGCGCCAACUCUAUCCAAAGGGGGCUAAUGUUGAUUUCAAGAAGGAGCUGAGAUCACUGAAUGGAGAAUUGCAGCUACACAUUUUGGAGCUUGCAGAUAUUCUUAUUGAGAGACCAUCACAGUAUGCAAGGAGAGUUGAAGAGAUUUCGACUGUAUUCAAAAACUUACAUCACCUUUUAAAUUCCUUGCGACCUCAUCAGGCAAGAGCAACAUUAAUUCACAUUUUGGAACUUCAGAUUGAGCGUCGUAAAGAAGCAGUGGAGGACAUAAAGAAGAGAAGAGAAGAGGCACGAAGACUACUUAACGAGUCCCUAGCAACACUUGAUGAUCAAUAGGACAUUUUUCUGCAUUGAAUCAAGUUAGCAAAGCCGAUCCCUAUAUGAGAAAUUAAUGUAUUUAUAACUUUAUAGAUUUUCUACUUUAUACAUGUGGUCUAGAAUUGAACGCUAUGCUUGUGAUGUUAAAUCUAUUUCUGGUGUUGCCUCGAAAAUUUUCGGUUACGUUUGUUUAAUGUUUUUCUUUUCUAUUUUUAUUUUCAGUAUUUUAUGUUUUUAAUAUUUUGCAAAAAUAAAAAAUGGGUGAAAUAAAACA